Messenger RNA from Cuscuta epithymum, 3849 nucleotides. The record is from the annotation of a GenBank genome assembly. NCBI's taxonomy places the organism in Eukaryota, Viridiplantae, Streptophyta, Magnoliopsida, Solanales, Convolvulaceae.
CCUAUCUCCUCACACCCCACACCCCCAUUAUUUCGGCCAAACCUACCCAAGAGAGAGGGAAGAGCUCUGCAAAUGCUUACCUCCAUAGCUACAACCGAGCUCAAGGUUGAAGAAGGUCCAAGGAAGAAGAAAGAGUGAGAAAAGAAGAGAAAAACCUUGAUUUAUUAAGGAAUUUUACCGAGGCAUUCUAGACUUCUCAAGGAAUCUAGGAGUGGUCGGAAAGUCGCCGGAGCCGCCGGAGUAUUCGCCGGAAAAUUCAAAGGUCGCCGGAGUUCAAACAAAGAGGAUAAAAGCUUGCUAGCGUCAUUUCAAGGUUGAAGCUAGAGCUUACUUCAUGCACCCGUUGCUCGGGAGAUCGAUGGAGAGAAGACGUGGAAUGGGUGGUAGUGAUAGGGCGGUUCGAGGAAAUCCGAGAGGGCGCGCACCGGGGAUAGCCGGGCAAGCCAAUCGGGGGAUAUCAAGGUCGCGUAAAAGGCGAGGUAUGGGCAAUCAAGGCCCACGAACACGAGCCACGAUGGCUGAUCACAAUGUGACUGAAUUCGAGUCGUGGAACUCGGAGGAUGACUCAACUUAUCACCCUGAAGGUGAGUCAGAUGAAACUUCUUUUGAGGGAAACAGUGGAGAGGAUAUACAUGAUAUUCCUCCUGACCAAAAUUAGUGAGAUGUACCGAUGGUACCAGCGUGAAAGGGAAAGACAACGACAGAGAUCCCAGGCGGGACAUGUCAGAGACGAGACCUCUCGUAAAAGGGGUCAGGGUGCUCAUAGAGCACAUGUUAGGACAGUCAGAGAUUCUGAUGGCGAAGGACCAUUCAUUAAGAUCUCAAAGUACCUCAAAGAGGCUAGAGCCUUGGGGUGCAAACCGUUUGAUGGGACGGGGGAUAUCUCGGGAGCAGCCGAGUGGAUAAAAAGGUUAAAUGAUGCAGCCGAUGACAUGCAAGUGGCCCCUGAACAGAAGUUAAGGGUAGCCACUAGAUUAUUGGAAGGCUUAGCUUCUACUUGGUGGGAAGGCAUCAAGAGUAAGUUUGACGGGGUUGUCACGUGGGACAACUUCGAGCAAGCAUUCUAUGAGCAGUUUUACACCUCUUUUGAAGUAAAUCGAAGGAGGAGGGAAUAUACAAAUCUCAAACAGGGCAAUGAGUUUACGGUGAAGCAAUUGGAACAAAGGUUCCGACAUUUGGCAAGGUUCUUGCCUGAAUAUGCCGCCAAUGAGGAUCGAAUGGCGAACCAUUUUUGGAAUGCACUGAAUUUGGAGGUACGCGAAAUGGCGACCUAUCAAUUCAACAUGACUUUUAGUCAAGUAGUAGCACAGGGACUCCAGGGGGAGGAGCUUUGGGAGGAAAGGCAAGCAAGGGGUGCCAAGGAAACACAAGAAAGGGAUCAGAUGAUCAAUCAUCCUCUGCGACGAGAGAGGAAGUAUGACUUUCAAAACGAGGGGGACUCUGGCAAGUUAGUUCCGUUUUCAAAAGGGAGCAAGGACUGGGUAAGUCAAAGCUCAAGCACUCGGGGCACAGGAGCGCCCAAAUGUGAGAAUUGUAGGCGGAGGCACCACGGGAUAUGUCUAGAACUAUCUAGAUGCUACUUUUGUGGAGAAACGGGCCACAUAAAGGCUCUUUGUCCUCAACGUGUACGGGAAGGAGCCUUGGGGGCCCACAGGGGAGUCACGGAGGUUGCAAACCCAACAGGGAUUGCUUCAAAUGUUUUACCAUCCACCAAUCGGGGGAGAACUCGCUCGUGAAGGCGAUGAAUGACAGAAGCCAUUUGUGGGAAUGACUAUGACAUAAGGUAAUAUUUAUUUAAACCCUUCAUUUAAAAAAAAAUUAUUAUGUUGAAAAUGGUUAGCUUCAAUUAAUGAAGGAGAAGUGUUUCUCAAGGUUAAGACGCUAAUUUCGGGGACGAAAUUCCUGUAAGGGGGGUGAACUUGUAACACCGGACCCGAAUUUUACUGUGAGAAAAUUUUUCAUCAAGUACUGGGUUAAAGAAGGUAAAUCAAGACAAAGAGUAGUCUUGAUGAAUGAGAAAGUAAAAUUUUUGUCUUAAAUUAAUAAAUGGUUAUUAAUUUAGGCGUGGGGACCACUCAUGAUAUUUCGAGUUUAUAAAAUAUUAAUGUUUAUCAAAAUGAUACUAUUAUGAUAAUAUGGAUGGGUCAUGGACCCCGGUAAUAUAAAGAAUGACAACUAGACGGCCAAGCGGGCCGGUGUCAUUAUCCGAUAAUUGUGAGUCUUUAAUUAUCAGACUGAUAAUAAUUCGGAAGGCUACAAAUUAAUAAAGAGGGAAUACAAAUAUUUUAAGAACCCAAAAUAUUGGGACGAUGAAUAAUAAUGAGUAAUUUGACAUAUUAGAGGUGGGUACGUUUGGAGGACCCUACCUUGAAGAUAUUUUCGUAUAAGAAUAAACAGAUAAGAUUUUAUCUGUUCAUACAGUUCGGGCCACUUAAAAAUAAGUGUGACAUUUUAUUAAAGUGUCACAAAAUAUGAAAACACAUAUUUAGUCAUUUGGGAUGAUGAAUGAAUUUUUAAAGCAACGUGUUCUCAUUUUUACUGUUAUUUGAACAGUAAAAUGCACGUUGGGCCCACACAUGGGCGGGGACCAUCCGAUAUUUACGGAUCACAUAUUAUAUCCAUCUUGGUCUAGAUAAUAAUAUAAUAUUUACAUGAGGUUGUAAAUAAAUGUUGAGCCAUAAAGUUGGCCUUUCGAUCAAACGAGGUCCCAUUACCGGUAUUAGUAAUUAAACAGAUAACAGCCCGAAAUUAAUUUCGGCGACCACGAAAUUAAAGUGGGAUAAUAUAUAUUCAUUCUAGAGGCCAAUAUUAAUUGGAAGAAUGAUAUAUAUUUUAUUUGACCCGAUAAAAUGAAAUUUAAUUAAAACAGUCCGGAAAAUACAACUUUCGGUACCGAUUGUACACUUUUGGACAUAAAGGGAUGACCUCCCACAUGAGUGGGGGCCACCCCACGACUUAUGGUCUCAAAUGAGUGAGGAGAGCCAUGUUGAAGUGCUGGAGAGUGAUGGGGGGAUGCAUGAGAAUUAAUUAGAAAGGAAAGGGGACCCUCUCCACCUCAUUUGGUGUUAAAGGCCAAAACCUAUCUCCUCACACCCCACACCCCCAUUAUUUCGGCCAAACCUACCCAAGAGAGAGGGAAGAGCUCUGCAAAUGCUUACCUCCAUAGCUACAACCGAGCUCAAGGUUGAAGAAGGUCCAAGGAAGAAGAAAGAGUGAGAAAAGAAGAGAAAAACCUUGAUUUAUUAAGGAAUUUUACCGAGGCAUUCUAGACUUCUCAAGGAAUCUAGGAGUGGUCGGAAAGUCGCCGGAGCCGCCGGAGUAUUCGCCGGAAAAUUCAAAGGUCGCCGGAGUUCAAACAAAGAGGAUAAAAGCUUGCUAGCGUCAUUUCAAGGUUGAAGCUAGAGCUUACUUCAUGCACCCGUUGCUCGGGAGAUCGAUGGAGAGAAGACGUGGUUCGUGCUUCCUCUGGUUCUAUUUCUAAAUAAUUAAAUAAUGCUCAUGGAACUAUUUUGACUUAUAAAUUACUAGAGCCUGCGAGCUCUUGUUUUACCCUUGUGUGGGUUCUUAUUAAACACUUAUAUUCCGCAAUGUGUUUAAUUGUAUGUUGAUGUUGUUAUGUAUGUUUACUAAUCGGUUUUGGCAUAUGUAUCUAUCGAACGUCUUGUUCAAUUCGGUAAGGAUGAACUGCGGUUAUUCUUAUUGGGUUGUACGACGGUUGUCCACGUGCCACAGACGCGGUCUGGGGCGUGACAUUAUAUAGGAGGCUCUGCCUGGCCGUCGUCAUUUGGGUCGGUUCCCGGUUGAAUUUUUUUACGAAAUGUUUUGAACAUCUUAUUCAUUAGGUUUAGU